Messenger RNA from Ustilago hordei, 3141 nucleotides. RefSeq lists its product as uncharacterized. Gene Ontology annotation, molecular function: transmembrane transporter activity. The record is from RefSeq and is a predicted model, not a curated record. Gene Ontology annotation, cellular component: plasma membrane. NCBI's taxonomy places the organism in Eukaryota, Fungi, Basidiomycota, Ustilaginomycetes, Ustilaginales, Ustilaginaceae. Gene Ontology annotation, biological process: transmembrane transport. The transcript has a single exon. Bases 1 to 3141 code for a protein of 1046 amino acids.
AUGUCCUCGCUCUCUCAGUACGCUUCUCGCUUUCUCUCCUCUCGACUCGCCACAAACGGUCGGCCAGGUGUGGAUGCGGAUCAGGACGCCAGUGAUCCCAGCGAUCCACUCUUCUACAGCCACGCUUCCGUUUCAGGCGCGCCAUUCUCGCAUCCAAACAACCGCCACAAUCCAUACGGUCCAGAAUACAGCUUGUCAAGCUCUGAUGGUCUCCCGACUCCACCAGCACAUGGCAAACCUGCAACACAGAGCCGCAUCCUCCAUAGCCUCACAGGUGCCAGUCGAUUUGGUCCUGCCUCAUUCCUUGCAUCCGGUCGAGGUAGGCCUGCAGGAGCACAAGCCUACGCGCUGCCUGACUCUCUCAUUCGCGAGAUAGACGACGAGGACGACGUCGAUCUUUGGCUAGACGACCGUCGCAUGCCCGGCUUAGCCUCGCGUCUAGCAGCAAGCUCGCGAUCUGAGGACCUCGCUGACAGCUUCCACCCUUCCCCCAACGCUCUAGCACUUCAAGCAAAGCCUUUGACACCACGACAGAAGGUAGCAUUUCCUCCGGCAGCAGCCUCUUCAGUCGCAGCGUCCUCAGCUUCUCACAGCACGGCGAAUGUACCAACCCGAUCAGCCGCCAACGACACUCAGGAUCCCUUCCUUGCUGAUGGGGACCUCGAUGACGGUGCGAGCCAGAACAGCCUUGCCAGCAACAAAGAUCUACGAACUUCCCAUGAUCGCUCCGUCACUGCUUCAACAGCCGAGGCACAUCCAUACCCGCCUGCAGAAGCCUCCAACACACAAACAGCAGCUCAGCAUCAACGACAGGCAGCAGCAAGAGCACGAGGCUGGCUAGCACACGGUUCCACCAUCGAGGUCGAGCCCUCUGGUCGUCGAAACCUUGCGCAUCAUCCCUCCUCGUCCAGCAUCUACUCCAAUACCGCUCAACCACCAUACCGAAGCCAGCUCGCCGACUCCUCCAUCUAUGCCCAGUCGUCCAGAACCAACAAGGCACGCGGCAAACCAUCCCGCUCGAACCGCACACGCAGUGAAGGUCUCUUUAGCAUCUACGAUGAGCGUGAGGAGGAUGACGACCCAGACAAUCCUUCUGACCUCUCCCGAUCUCGAUCUGGCUCCAUCUCGGCUUCUUCCGUCACCGACUCUGACUACGACACGGAGGGUGAGGGCCAUCGCGCCCAACCAAGCCGCCACAUGUCUCGCAAUCGUGCACGUCAGAUGUCAUCUACGCUAAGAGAGCCUCUCCUUCCAUCGGGACCUGGCAGUACACGUCCUUUGAGGAUCGCCAUCAGAGGCUCUUCCGAGAGCGAAUCGGAAGCAUCAGACGUGGAUACAAAGCAACAACGCUACCGACCCGGCAAGGGUCGACCAUCUUCCCGAAAGAACCAAGCAGAUGUGAUUGACGAAAUUCACCUCUAUCCCGCACCUCCUGCCAAGGCAGGCUGGGGUCCAUGGGCCAAUCGUCUUGCGUUUGGCAAGUAUCGAGACAAGACAGCCAUUGCCAGCUUCGCCGCUGCCAUCGGCACAGUCAUUCUCAUCGGUGCCUACUUGAGCUGGGGCCUUCGAACUCCGUCGCAGCCAAAGUCGCCAAAGACACGUCCAUCGUCUUACUACACCAUCACUCGAUCGCUGCCUAUUCUGAUCUUGCUGACAUUGCUCUCCUUCGCGGCAGGUGUAGCAAAUCUCGUCUUGCUUCGCAAUCUGAGCCGCUUCGGUGGUGCCAAAGUGCUGCGCACCGGUUUAAUCGGCCUUCCAAUCGUCCUAGGUCUCGGCUGGGUGUGGGCGUUGGCCGGAAGCUUCAUCUAUGACGACGAGGCUUGGUCUGGCGGAGGCUGGAGCACCACAGGUCUGCGUAUCAUUUCGAUUGUCCCUCUGGCACUUGCGAUCCUCUUUGCUCGCAUGGUUUGGCAACGUAGAAAAGCACUCUCGCGAUCCAUUGCAGUACUUGAGCUGUCCUGCAACGUGGUUCUCAUGCACCCCGCGCUGCUGGUCCUUGCUCUUGCAUCACUCGGAGCCUUCGCGUUGGUGACCAUCCCGUUCCUCUUCCUCUUCACAAGGCUAUUCCUUGUGGGGCACUUUGGUCGGCAGGUGGGCGACUCGAUGGAGUGGCAGACAGACACCAAGGCUGCAUGGCUCGCUUGGGCGACGCUGUGCGCCUGGUUGUGGACCUGGGCCGUCUUACGCGGUGUACAAAGAGUGACCGUCGCCGGUGUCGUCAGUCACUGGUACUUUCACCGUAUCGGCGAAGGCGACGCAGCAGGAGGAUACGCCCAACCGAACUCCGGCCCGUCUACAGGUGCAGCCGCGGGGCCUUCUGGCACAGCUGAUCCCCAACCCCUCUCCGCUGACAAGCGCCGAGCAGAUGAAGACCACUCCAACAACGCCGUCUUUGAUCAAGACGACGACUCGAUCUACGGCGAGCCGCCUGCAGCCCCCGGAUCCUACCCUCAGCAAGGCACUCGCAACACAGCACGUCGACGUGCGGCGCCAAAUCCGACCGAGGUGGUGCGCGUCUCCUUUGCUCGAGCCACCGGACCAGCACUCGGCUCAAUUUGCAUGUCAGCUCUCAUCCUGGCCAUCGUGAAGACGAUGACUUUGGUCGCAGAGACAGCGCGCCGAAUUUCGGACGCCACGACAAAUCGGAGGGUGCCCAAGAUCUUGCAGCCUCUUAGGCACAUUGUCGGUCUGCUUGCAGGUCUCAGUGCGGUUCUUCAGAGCUACAGCGAUCUUGCGCUGAUAUAUGUCGGUGUUACGGGAGACGGAUUCUGGACAGCCGCCAAGAAAAGUGCACAGCUCGUCAGCAGACGGGGCGUGCAUGGUGUGAUGGAGGGUCUCGUCAUCAAUCUGAUGUUGGAUUUAACUGCUAUUGCGCUGUCAUUCCUUGCUGGCUUGGUUGGCUUCCUCUUCUCGGCACAUCAGCUGCAUGUCCCUGCGGAUGCUCCGUUGGUCGGGCUGCUGUGUGCAUUGCUGCCUUACUGGACACUACGACUCUGUGCUGAUGUCUUGAGUAAUGCUUCGGACACGCUAUACCUCUGCUAUGCCAUCGACCAUGCAUCGAACGAUGAACACUGUCCUAAAGCAGCCCAAGCUUUCACGGCAAAGCCAACGGACAUGUCCGAGUCUAUUUUGCCGUUCUGA